CAUAUUUUUUUCUCGCUCUCCCUAGUGUUUAACAAAAAAUUACGUAUAAGGGGUCUGUUUUUCUAAGUCGGCCUUUUUUUUUCUGGGGAUCAUGUAAUUGGUUGAUCUUCCUUUUUUUUUUUUUAACUUAAUGUAUUUGGCUGAUCUGCAGUUCGAAUUUGGGCCCAGAAACUAACGUUGUAUUAUUCGGUCUAGUUUAUUAGUUGGUCGAGUGAGUGAUAUUGGUUUUAGUCAGAUGCAGGGGGGAAUGAUGUUUGCCAGGCUUGACGAUUCGCCCAUGUUUCGUCAGCAGAUCCAAGCUUUGGAGGAAGAUUCCGAAUUGUUGAGGGAUAAAUGUCUAAAGUUUUAUAAAGGAUGUCGAAAGUACACAGAAGGUCUUGGGGAAGCAUAUGAUAGAGACAUAGCUUUUGCGAGUUCUCUUGAAACCUUUGGAGGAGGGCACACUGAUCCUGUUGGUGUUUCAUUUGGAGGCUCUGAUAUGGUUAAAUUUGCUAUCGCCCUGAGAGAGAUUGGAACAUACAAAGAAGUUCUUCGAUCACAGGUAAAGCAAAUAUUAAAUGAUCGAUUACUACAUAUGGCUAGCAUUGAUCAUCAAGUCAAGGAAUCUCGGAAGCGUUUUGACAAAGCUGAUGUAGCUUAUGAUCAGGUCCGCGAGAAGUUCCUAUCAUUGAGGAAAAGUACUAGGAUGGAUAUAGCUGCAGCCAUUGAGGAGGUUGGAGCUCUUUCUUCUGUUGAGGCCAAAAAGAAGUACGAAUUUUUGGAAGCUGUUAGCUUGACUAUGGAUGCUCAUCUUCAGUAUUUCAAACAGGGGUAUGAACUAUUGCAUCAGAUGGAGCCUUAUAUCAACCAGGUCUUGGCCUAUGCACAAAGGUCUAGAGAAAGCUCCACACAUGAGCAGGCAGUUCUCAAUGGAAAAAUGCAAGAGUAUAGGAGAGAAGUCGAUCAAGAAAGCAGGCGGUCAUUCAAUGGUCCUCACAGUUCUUCAAAUGCUGAUGUCAUACAACAUUCUUCCAGAAGUUCUCAAAAAUUGAUAGAGGCAGUAAUGCAGUCUACUUCAGAAGGAAAGGUACAAACUAUAAAACAAGGGUAUCUCUCAAAGCGUUCCUCUAAUUUAAGAGGUGACUGGAAGAGAAGAUUCUUUGUUCUAGAUAGCCGAGGAAUUCUGUACUAUUAUCGAACACAAAAGAGCAGGUCCUCUUUUCAGGGAUCUGCCAAUCCACUCUCUCCACAUAGAAGUUUUUCCACAGAACCAGGAGCAGCGCACCGGAGUAGUUGGCUUUCUUCUCAUUAUCAUGGAGGUGUACAUGAUGAAAAACCUGUUGCACGUCGUACAGUGAACCUACUGACAUCAACAAUAAAAGCGGAUGCAGAGCAAUCGGAUCUGAGAUUUUGCUUCAGAAUAAUUUCACCUACAAAGAGUUAUACUUUGCAGGCAGAGAGCGCAGCAGAACAAAUGGACUGGAUAGAAAAAAUAACAGGAGUUAUUACCUCUUUGUUGAGUUCCCAGACACCUGAAAGGCAUUUCUCCGUGAGUCCCACUAUGAAAAGUAGGUCUAUAGGAAGUCCCACCAGUCAUGGUCAAAGGAAGAUGGAGGAGUGCACAUCCGGGAGGGAUUUCAUUGCUAGGAGUUCCAUACGCCAAUCCAAAAGUGCAUCACACCUCCCCAGCAUGAAAACAGUGAAACCAGUUGAAGUACUGAAAAGGAUACCUGGGAACGAUAAAUGUGCUGAUUGUGGUUCUCCAGAACCAGAGUGGGCUUCUUUAAAUCUUGGUAUUCUUAUAUGCAUUGAAUGUUCUGGCAUUCACCGUAACCUUGGUGUACAUAUAUCAAAGGUAAGAUCCUUGACACUUGAUGUUAAAGUGUGGGAGCCUUCAGUCAUAACCCUAUUCCAGGCACUUGGUAAUGUGUUCGUGAAUUCUGUUUGGGAGGGUUUGUUGCAUCCAAGAAGAACUUUUCAGGCAGAUGAAAUACCAAUGCGGUUUUUGGAGUCCCAGAAACACAAACAGUUCUUUUGCAAACCCAGUGACCAUGAUCAUAUUUCGGUGAAGGAGAAAUUCAUCCAUGCAAAGUAUGCAGAAAAACGUUUUGUUCACAAAGUGGCAGACAGUGGGCACUUGCUUUCUGUGGCACAACAGUUGUGGGAAGGUGUCCGUAAAAAUGACAAGAAAACUGUAUACCGACUAAUUGUUGUCUAUCAAGCAGAUGUUAAUUCAGUCUACACGCAAGCAUCAGUUGGCAGUGAUUGUUCAAGCUCUUUGAACCCACAAAGUGGAAGUGAAGACCAUUCCUCUGAUGAAUUUCUUGAUGGCUGUUCCCUGCUUCACCUAGCCUGCCAAACUGCUGAUAUUGGCAUGGUAGAGCUGCUUCUGCAGCAUGGUGCUAACAUAAAUGCCUGCGAUUCACGUGGUCAGAUCCCAUUACAUCAUAGUUUCUUAAGAGGAAGAACUGAAAUUGCCAAAAUAUUACUUUCAAGGACAACUUCUGAGGUUCGGGUUCAGUAUACAAGUAGAGGAGCUUAAACCAAUUCUCCAGGAUUUAUAGGAGGGGCUGACCCACAAGCUGUUGAUAAGGAAGGUAAGACUCCUUUCCACCUUGUCGAAGAAUCAGCCCUGGAUGAUGUAGAGAUUCUCGCCCUCCUGAAAGUCGCAAUAGGAUAGCACCAGCACAAAGAUCACACUGAGGUAGACCACUUAGAAUUGCAUUAUCUUCAAAAAUGACGUUGGAGUUAUUUGGAAGUGCUAGAGCCUUCUCAAUCCUUAGCUUCAUUCUGCCAAAGGAAUAUUGAAAUAAGCAGGCUUUCUGACAUUAAUGAUUCAGAGAACUGGUGCUUUUCCUCCGCGGAGUUGAGGUUAGAAAUUACACAUCAAGUACCACAUUGCUAAAGCUAUGAGAGACAGUUAGCUUGUGCUUCAGGCAUGUUGUUCCUACAAAAUGCAACAAUUUCAGCUUUAGUAAAAGAGUUUGAGGCCAUGCAUUAAGCUGCUUCAUCUGUAUUCCUCAUUAUUAGUUUUUUCUCCUUUGGUUUCUUUUGUUAUCCUAGUUCUGCAGCUCUCGAAGAAGUAGGCACUGUGGAGCAGUUAUACAUGCAUUAUGAAUUGAUUUUGAUGGUUUGAACAGUUAUGAAGUGGGUGAAAUUUUUGUAUAGCAGCUUGCUGAUUGAGCUGAAGAAAUCGAGGAGACAUGCGAUACCUAGCUUGCUUGUAUUGCCAGAAGUAUUCAAAAUAGCUUACUGGUUAAUUUUCCAAGAUCAAGAGGUUGGUAAAUGAUAGUCAUAAUUCAUUUGUACCUAAAGCAAUUGAUGGGAAAUUGAGUAUAGUAUGUGCCUUGCCAUAAGAGCUGUAGUUUUAAUAUUUAAUCAUUAUUCUUUUAAUUUUUUUGGAAAAUUAUCAGAGUUCUAGCUAUUUGUAAUGCAGAUAUAAAUUAAAAGACUUUGAGAUGA
Molecule: messenger RNA, 3441 nt
Organism: Nicotiana tabacum (common tobacco)
Lineage: Eukaryota; Viridiplantae; Streptophyta; Magnoliopsida; Solanales; Solanaceae
Product: ADP-ribosylation factor GTPase-activating protein AGD1
Cellular component (GO): cytoplasm
Molecular function (GO): protein binding; GTPase activator activity
Source: RefSeq, a predicted model, not a curated record